Molecule: messenger RNA, 1280 nt
Organism: Arachis stenosperma
Lineage: Eukaryota; Viridiplantae; Streptophyta; Magnoliopsida; Fabales; Fabaceae
Exons: 8
Coding region: 1-597 (198 amino acids)
Source: RefSeq, a predicted model, not a curated record
AUGUAUUUCGUUUACUCUAUAAACGAGAUAAGACAGGUAGACGCAAAACAUGUAUAUCUUGUUUAUCGUGUAAAUGAGAUACAUUCCAAAAUCCAAAAUCCAAAAUCACAGGCUAGUCUUCAGCAUCAAAACACAUAUUCACCAUGUGUCCAGCUCCCCUGUCAAAAUACACAAACCAUUUCUCACUCUCAUCUUUUCUUUCUCAAUCCCCUCCGUACCUUCCUCUCCUCGUUGCACCACAUCGACGCCGCGGCUCUGGAAUGUGAUGCCGUCGCUGCAGCUUUGCUGCGUCCCAUCGCCGCCUCGCCGUGCUCCUCUGCUUCACUUUCCUCCACUUCUUUAUUGUGCUCCCCGUCGUGCUCCUCUGUUGCCGUGCCACCUCAGCUCCAUCCAUCGCUGCUCGAUUCACUCUCCAUCAUCACAAUAGAAAUUGGAGACCUGUGCUCUAAUCAUGGAGUGAAAAUGUUCACUGAGGAAUUGAACAACUUCUCUGGCAAUGGAUCAUGGGAUUCAUGGUUUCUGCCUUUGACAGAGCAGACUAAUAUUGUUUGUGAAAAGAUGAUUAGGAUUCCUUCAGUAUUAUGCAAAACACACUAGAAGCAGCAAUAAAUGACAUAAACAAUUCUUUUGGAAAGGGAAGUUUUACAAGUUGGGCAAUGCUGGGGGAGCUUUAGUUGAAACAUGUCCUAGUGGCUGUUUGACCUUGGACUGUGCUUUAGGUGGCGGUCUUCCAAAAGGUAGAAUUGCUGAGGUGCUAAACGCAGGCAAAAAUAAGCUUAGAUCCAUGGAUGAGGUCAGAUCACUUGUUAGCCUCCGAGCACUGAUUUUGAAGGGUCAGACUUCUUUUGCUAACUAUCUACUUUGAAGACAAGAAGAGGGCAAGAUUCCAUGGUUAGAAUGAGGAUGAUCAUGCUGAAGUUGUUGAUAAUCUUGAAUUUGAGAGAAAAUCGAGUAAGAAAAAGAAGAAAACUGUUGAUGAUUUCAAGAAGGAAGUCAGAGUCGCUGACGAGGAAAAUUAGAUCAUAACAAGAAAUCAACUAAGAAAAAGCUCAAGAAUGAUAGACAAGCCCACAGACAAGAAAUUAGCUCUGCAGGAGAAUGUUAUUAGGAUCGAGAAGAAACAUAAGAAAAAACAAAAAAAUGAGAACAAAGUGAACUUGAUACGAUUGUUUAUAUCUAAUGUAUCAAUACACUAUUUGUGUUUAUGUUGAGUUGACUUGUUUGUUUUUAAUAAUUUUCUUUUAGUUUGAUAAUAUGAUGAACUUGUUUAUUUUUUAAAA